Cynoglossus semilaevis (tongue sole) is the source of this 3337-nucleotide messenger RNA. RefSeq names its product cAMP-regulated phosphoprotein, 21 (gene arpp21). Gene Ontology annotation, molecular function: nucleic acid binding. Bases 914 to 2905 code for a protein of 663 amino acids. Lineage: Eukaryota; Metazoa; Chordata; Actinopteri; Pleuronectiformes; Cynoglossidae. The transcript has 24 exons. The record is from RefSeq and is a predicted model, not a curated record.
UCCUCAGCCAAUGAAGUGCAGAGAAAAAUCAGCAGAGGAGGCGAACAGUACUCUGCUUCACCUCAAGGGGUCGUACGUGAACUGACGUUAGAGCCAGUAGCAGGUGAAGAACAGCGUUUUCUAUGCUCUGCCUGAUUGGACGGACUGUAUUACAAGACGGAAACACUCCUCACAACUGGACUUCCGGUCUAAACAGGAGAUGAUAAGUGACGCUGGAGCUAAAAGACAUGAAACAUCGGCCACGCACAUUCAAAGCCAAGUUUCUUUCGAAACUUCUGGAAAUUCAAGGAUCGAUUUUGCCUUGGAUGAACAACGAAGACUAAACAUUAGCCUCCACGAGGUGAUGGAAAACCGAGAGAUACAACCACGGACUUCAUCCAUAAGUCAAGGGGGAGACACUCGUCGUCUUACUGACCUUUGUCUCCUGUACAGUAUGGAAGGAAGGAUCCAUCUUUGGAGCUGAUUUCCAGGCAGAAUGAGGAUGACUGAGUCAGGGAGGGCAGGGCGCCCUGUAUGGAAACUAUGUUGAAUCACUACAUCGACUACAGACGCGGUGACCCCUGAUGAAGUCCGCUCCUCCUGCUCAGACGCAGACAGGAAAAAGGCGAAGGAGAGGCGCGGAGCUCUCAGUGAGCAGACGCUGGGUGAAUGUGCGGCAGUCGGAGUCGCUGGUUCGAGCAGCAGUUGAUCAACGGCCACAGUCCAACGGACCGCGGCGAAAAGACAGCGACAGCUCACGGCCUUUUCUCCCAUUGACCACUGAAGAGCCAGCACACACAGAACAACAGCACCGAGGGUCUGAACGCUGGUGGAAAGAGGAUAAUUGCGUUUCUGGCCGCCCUGCUGGAACAUGGGAUAUAUGACCUCAUCAUUUACCUGUGAGGCUCUCCAGUAAACAACGCCAAAUAGAAGAAUGACCGAAGCUGCCGUAGAAAGUGCACAAGUCCUCCUAAAAGCCUGCGAUGUGCCGCCCUGUGACGUCAUCAGCUGCCCCUCCCCUACGCCGUGUUUGUCCCUCUGCAGUCAGAGGGAGGAAGAGGAGCGUCACCACGACAGUAAGAAGCCGGAGCAGCAAAAACACUGUAACCAGGUGCAACCAAAGAAAAAAGUUAAGGCGAAAGGAAAGUUAGUGCGAACAGUAGCUGUCUGUGAGGAGUCGUCGCCAUUUGAAGAAAGCCAGGCUUCUCAAGACACAAAUGUUUCAUCAGGCUGCCAUGACGAUGAGAGGACAUCGUGUAGAGAGGAGGAGCAGGAGACGCUGCCAGAACCAAAGAAACUGACCAAAGAGUCCAGCGUGGAGUACACCGACUCCACCGGCAUAGACCUGCACCACUUUAUCACCGAAACCCUCAACAGCAACCCCAGAGACCGAAUGAUGCUGCUGAAACUGGAGCAGGACAUGAUUGACUUCAUUACCAGCAAUAGCGCUUUUAAGAAGUUUCCUCACAUGUCGUCGUACCACCGUAUGCUGGUCCAUCGGGUGGCGGCCUACUUUGGCAUGGAGCACAAUGUAGACCACACAGGCAAGUCUGUCAUCAUCAACAGGACCAGCAGCACACGCAUACCUGAGCAGCGUUUCGUGGAUCAGGUGGACAAGGACAAGGAGGAAAUCAACUGCUGGAAAUUCAUUCUGAAGAGAGACAACAGUUCCGACGACCAGAAUCGAACUCACACGUUACGGGAGAAACAAAGCAAGUCGGUGGAGGAGAGAGAGGAGGAAUAUCAAAAAGUCAGAGAGCGAAUCUUUAACCAGGAGCCUUUCUUCACCCAGGAGAGCGCCCAUGCAGAAACCAGGGCCGUGGAGGACUACAACCCAUACGCUGAGACUCAGCGGAAAAGGCAGCUCUUCAGGAACAGUCGUAAAAGCUCCAGCUCCAGCUGGAACGGCAGCAGCAAACAGAGCAGCACGGAGAUCGACUGUCGCUACAGCAACGAACCCCAACCGUGGAGCAGCAUCGACUCAGAUUCCUCCUGCCACUGGACGAGUUCCGCCCCGAAACACUGUCACCCCGCUAACCACAGCUGGGAACCGCAAGGUUCAGGCUCCAUCGCUCUGUACAGACUGCCAGCCACCUGUCCCCAAAGCUCGUCUCCUCCCGUCAGAGAGGAGCCCACCCACAACUCUUCCUACAUCAUGGAGAACGGGAUCCCACCAGGAAGCAUAUUAGUGAACCCACAUACUGGGCAGCCUUUUCUCAACCCUGAUGGAUCUCCUGCUGUUUACAUCCCUCCAGACAGCCAGCCACCAAUCAGGAGCCAGACUCAGCCUCAGAGCGCUCCCUCUCAGCAGCAGCAGGUGGUGCAGUACUCGUCUGUCUCUUACUCAGCUCCACAGAUGUUACCUGUCCCUCCACCACAACCAAUGGAAGACCUCUCUUCUCAGUUUGCUCACGUGACACUGAGCUGUCAGUCAGCAGGCGAAGCCCCGCCCCUCUACCCUCACAGUCAGGGUUACGUCUAUGCAGCUCCUCCUCCUCCUCCUCCUCCUCUUCCUCCUCCUCCUAACCCUCCCAGUUACUGCCAGCCCUCACCUCAGGUGCCUGUGUAUUACUACGGUCAGUACUCUACCUCAGCUCAGCACGGCUGCAGGCCUGUGUCCCCCAGUCAGCACCUGCACAGCCAAGUAGCACAACCAACAGCAGGUUACGCUCCACCCGUCGGAGUCCAGCAACCUACCCACACUCAGGCCCAGGCCGUGCUGGGGACGUACUCACCGAUGGCCUCUCAUCAAUGUAGCGUGGUUCAGGGAGGCCUCUCACUGUCCUAUCCACCCACUAAAGUAGUUCCUGCUGUGGGCGGGGAGGUGGGUUACUGCUGCGUGGUGCCCCCGCCCCCCCACCACAGCAGCUGCCACCCUCCCAGCUGCAGCAACCUCAGCGCCCCGUCCUGGAGCGGCCAGUACUGAUGACUGAGAUGAAGACGCCUGAGCGGAUGUAGUGAUGAUACUUCAGUUCCUGUGUGAACUCACCACACACACACACACACACACACACACACACGUUUAAGACAAACACCUCCCUUUUACCCACUAGGCCCUUCUCUCUCUUCUACCCCUGCCUUUGUCCUGAUGGGGCCCAAGAGCCGCAUUGUUUUUACACGCACGCACACACACAAGCAUGUACACACAUCACACACUCACUCACUCACACACCAAUGUACCAAUGUACCAAAGCUUAAUAGUAUAUAUAUAUCAGAGCUGCUGUAUUGAAUGCAUUAUUUAUAUACAUAAAUGGAGUUUUAUAAUAAUUAUAUUGAAAUAUAUAUAUAUAUAUAUACAUAUAUGGUGUUUUAAGGAAAUGCACUGUGUGAAGAGAAUAAAGUGCUAUGGCUGGACUCA